Messenger RNA from Cicer arietinum (chickpea), 1131 nucleotides. Its product is annotated as GDSL esterase/lipase At1g71691-like. The record is from RefSeq and is a predicted model, not a curated record. Lineage: Eukaryota; Viridiplantae; Streptophyta; Magnoliopsida; Fabales; Fabaceae. Gene Ontology annotation, molecular function: hydrolase activity, acting on ester bonds.
UUUCAAUUGAUAAAAAAAUAUCAUAAGAAGACAUGUUUAAAUUCAAAGUUUUAUGGUUUAUAUCCCUUAUAACCCUCCAAGUUUUGUUGGCUAAUUCUUAUUGUACAAAGAGCCUUGUGCCAGCUUUGUAUGUUUUUGGUGAUUCAAGUGUAGAUGCUGGAAAUAACAACAAUUUGAAUACAGCUGCUAAGGCUAAUACAUUUCCUUAUGGCAUAGAUUUCAAUAAUUGCUCUACAGGCAGGUUUAGUAAUGGCAAAACCUUUGCGGAUAUUAUUGCUAUUAAGUUAGGUUUACCAAUCCCACCUUCAUACUUGAGUGUCUCUGAAAUUGAAAGAUAUCAAAUAGCCUCAGGCAUCAACUAUGCAUCAGCCUCAUGUGGAAUCUUGAAUUCAACAAGAAAUGGAGAAUGCUUGUCAUUGGACAAACAAAUUGAAUAUUUCACGUCAACUGUGACAAAAGAUCUUCCAAGAAACUUUCGUAGCAAAACAAAAUUGAAGCAUUAUUUGUCCAAAUCUAUUUACCUUUUAUCAAUUGGUUCCAAUGAUUAUAUUCUCAAUUAUUUGAGACAAGAAAUAGGAACCAACCAAGAUGGAAAUCCUGAAGAAUAUGCAGAUUACCUUCUCCGGCAAUUGGGUUCAAAUAUAAAGAAAAUUUAUGAUCUAGGUGGACGAAAAUUUGUGAUAAUUGGUGUUGGUCCAAUUGGGUGUAUCCCAGGUUAUAUUAUAAGAAAAUCACAUUCCCAAGAUUGCAAUGAAGAUGUGAAUCAAAAGGUUAAGCCUUUCUCAAAGAAACUCCCAUGGAUGCUUCAAGAGUUAAAGACUCAACUCUCAGGUUCACUGUUCACUAUUUUGGACAGUUUCAAGGUUUUCAAAAAAAUAAGAAAUUCCCCUGAAAAAUUUGGAUUCACAAAUAUUUGUGACUCAUGUGUUGGGGAAGGAGCAAAACCUUGUGAAAACCGAAAGCAAUAUUAUUUUUACGACUUUGGACACACCACUGAAGCUACAAAUGAAAUAUAUGCGAACAAAUGUUUUAGUGGAAGACAUGCAUGUGUUCCUCUCAAUGUUGAGCAAUUAGUACAUGCACAUUAAUAUCUUUUUUACAAGAGAAAUAAUAUACAUUCAUUCAAAUAAA